GCCGCCGCGCAGGUCACAUGAUUAAAGGGCGGAAGCUGACUCAUAGGCCACGCUGAAUCUCCCGCGUACGCAGCGGCCAUUUACUCUCUCCUCUCGUCGCAGCAACACCGACAAGUCUUUACCAUGACUGCCCACUCCAUGUCUGCCCCAGUGGCCACUUUCAAGCUUGUUCUGGUAGGAGAUGGAGGCACCGGAAAGACGACUUUUGUCAAAAGGCAUCUGACAGGAGAGUUCGAAAAGAAAUAUGUUGCUACACUCGGAGUGGAGGUGCACCCCCUGGUCUUCCACACCAGCAGAGGACCACUGCGGUUCAACGUGUGGGACACAGCAGGCCAGGAGAAGUUUGGAGGCCUGAGAGAUGGUUACUACAUUCAAGCUCAGUGUGCCAUCAUCAUGUUUGACGUCACCUCCCGCGUCACCUACAAGAACGUACCCAACUGGCAUCGCGAUCUGGUGCGCGUGUGCGAAAACAUUCCCAUCGUGUUGUGCGGCAACAAGGUGGACAUCAAAGACAGGAAAGUCAAAGCCAAAAGCAUCGUCUUUCAUCGCAAGAAGAACCUGCAGUACUACGAUAUUUCUGCCAAGAGUAACUACAACUUUGAGAAGCCUUUCCUGUGGCUAGCAAAGAAACUAGCCGGCGAUCCCAACAUGGAGUUUGUGGAAAUGCCAGCCCUCGCUCCCCCGGAAGUUGCAAUGGACCCCAGCAUGGCAGCCAAGUAUGAGGAGGAGCUUCAAGUCGCAUCACAAACUGCACUCCCAGAUGACGAGGAUGACCUCUAACCUGUUCCCCAACUCUCUCUCUCUCUCUCUCUCUCUCUCCCCCCCCCCCCCCCCCCCCUGUGGAAGUUAACUUGUUGGAAUUUUGCCCCCAUAGCUGUAAACCCCUUAAGAUUUUUUUAUUUUUGAAAUCUUUUUUUUUUUGUUUUAGAGCUCAGUUAAAAGGAAAAAAGCAGCAAAACUUGGUUAAAAAGUUUCAGGUGCAUUUCACUGUAUAGACACAUCCACCCAGGUGUUAUCGCCAUGGCAACAUGCUUCUCUUGGUCAUCACCAUCCAGCUCACAAUGCUGUAGUACCAUGUGUUGGAAGGGAGGCAAGUUUGAAUAAAGACAUUCUCAACACA
This is a messenger RNA of Nerophis ophidion (straightnose pipefish), 1120 nucleotides long. It is a transcript of the gene ran, whose product is annotated as RAN, member RAS oncogene family. The transcript has 7 exons. Gene Ontology annotation, biological process: ribosomal subunit export from nucleus; protein import into nucleus. Gene Ontology annotation, cellular component: nucleus; cytoplasm. The coding region runs from base 124 to 780 and encodes 218 amino acids. The record is from RefSeq and is a predicted model, not a curated record. Lineage: Eukaryota; Metazoa; Chordata; Actinopteri; Syngnathiformes; Syngnathidae. Gene Ontology annotation, molecular function: GTP binding; GTPase activity.